Durio zibethinus is the source of this 1386-nucleotide messenger RNA. Its product is annotated as ACT domain-containing protein ACR11-like. Gene Ontology annotation, cellular component: chloroplast stroma; chloroplast thylakoid membrane. NCBI's taxonomy places the organism in Eukaryota, Viridiplantae, Streptophyta, Magnoliopsida, Malvales, Malvaceae. The record is from RefSeq and is a predicted model, not a curated record.
UCUUACGGGUCCGUUUUAAUGUUAGAGAUAAUAUGCCGGACGGAAUAGGAUCAGGUUGUAACUACAAAAGGGUGGGGACAGAAACAGAGGAGCAAAAUAAAGGAGAGUUCUCUUUGUUUAUCUUAUGGCGGAUAAAACGAGAGCCCACUCUCAUUCCUUGAAGCUUGCUGCUUCUUUCUGAUCUCUCUCUCUUCUCUUCCUUUUGCUUCUUCUCUAUAACUGUAGCACGUAGCUCUAGUUUAUAAUGGCUUUGGCUAUGGCUUCUGCUGCUAAUUGUGUAGUAUACUUUAGCAGCAACGCUGACAACAUUCCCGUCUUUGAACUCAAAAACCAUUCUUGUCCUGCAGCCUUUGUCAUCAGGCCACCCAACAAUCUUGAGAAAAGAAGAUUGUCGUGUUCGACGACAGGAGUCAUUCCACGAGCAACACCAUCAGCCACAGCUUUGGAGAAUGAUGGAAGUUUCCACGACACUGAUAUUGUUCCAACCCCCAAAGUUAUAAUUGACCAAGAUUCUGAUCCAGAUGCCACUGUAGUGGAAAUAACCUUUGGUGAUCGCCUUGGAGCUCUUCUUGAUACGAUGAAUGCACUGAAAAAUCUUGGGUUGAAUGUUACUAAAGCAAAUGUCUAUCUGGAUUCUUCUGGGAAGCACAACAAGUUUGCCAUCACUAAGGCUAAUACUGGAAGGAAAGUUGAAGACCCAGAACUGCUUGAGGCAAUUCGCUUGACAAUUAUAAACAACUUACUAGAGUAUCAUCCAGAAUCAAGUUCCCAGUUAGCAAUGGGUGUAGCCUUUGGUGUUGAGCCACCAAAAGAAAAGGUUGAUGUGGACAUUGCAACCCACAUAACUGUAGAUGAUGAUGGUCCUGACCGUAGCUUGCUAUAUGUGGAGACAGCCGAUCGUCCAGGGUUGUUGGUGGAUCUUGUAAAAACUAUCACUGACAUCAACAUUGCAGUUGAGUCUGGGGAGUUUGACACUGAGGGUCUGUUGGCAAAGGCAAAGUUUCACGUCAGCUACAAUGGUAAAGCCAUCAUCAAGCCUCUGCAGCAGGUUCUUGCUAAUAGUUUACGAUAUUUCUUGAGGCGUCCAACUACUGAGGAGGCGAGUUUUUGAGCCACCAUCUAAGCCUAGCCAAGCCAAGUUUUGGAGCAUACAUCAAUGGGAUUUUAGAAUUAUCCCCCAAUUGACCAACGGGGUGGAUUUAAAAUGUUCCUCGCAAUAGUCUUGUAUGAUAGGAAUUAUAUAAUUCCCUGUCACUGCAAUGACAUUGUAUAACUAAUUAACUAUUUUAUUUAUGUGGCCGUGACUCGUGCAUAAUAAAUCAUAUAAAAUGUAACUUUAUUGCGGCGGACAUUUGAGUAGCCACUGUGGCGUGCUUCCUUGUAAAA